AUGACGAAAGGAACCAUCAGACCUCAUCAUGUCGCUCCUGGAGAGCCGUGUCACGGGCUCUUCAGAAACCAAGUGACAGAGCGGCGCGAGGCUGCUCCCAUCCUGCCACUGGAAAAAACAGUGGCACUGAAGCCGCCCGGCUUCUGCUCCACCAACUGGAACUUUGUAUCAGCAGUGGGCCGACUGAUGCGUCUCGAAGCAGAAGCUUCUCGUAGGCAUCAAAAGGAGCAGCGUCGCUCUGUGACAUCAUGGAGUGAAGGGGCUCCUGGAGCUAAGAAGGGCAAUCUGACGUGGCUCAUGUACAUGCCUGAUGAAGAUGCUCCUCUUCAGGACUCCAUCCCCGAGGAAGACGGCGAGAACGACACUCAAACUGAAGAAGAAAGCUCGGAGAAGACCAGCCCUAAAUUGUCCGAUGACCGAGAGUUAGACAACAAGAGCACUAACAGUUAUAGCAACCAGAAUUCUCCCGUUAGUGUCCUUUCCAAUCAAGAGGCCGAGCUGGAGUCACGCCUUAGCGACAGCAGUGACAGACUCUCAGACUUCAAAACCUCCUCGCCACCUGUGAGCCAGAGGGUUGACGGAAGUCACGGCUCCAAACAUAAAGAGGAGACGGGAGGCAGCUUGGAGAAAAUGAGGGCAGCCUAUGCAAACUUUCUCUCUGAUUCCUACUGGACAGGGUUAGGGAUGGACUUGAAAGUGGGCAAAAACACCAGCAAAGCCAACUGUGACAGCACCAACGGAAGCACCAAGAGUGAAUUCGACUGGCACCAGGAUGCGCUCUCCAAGACUUUUCAGCACACACUCUCCCCAAAGCCUGCAUCCAAACCCAACCUCUUCAGCUCUGUGCACCUGUACAGACAAACCACCAAACCCUUAGGCACAGUGUUCACGGGAGCCAGCCGGUUUCGCUGUAAGGAUUGUAGUGCAGCUUAUGACACUCUGGUGGAGCUGACGGUCCACAUGAACAAGAGCGGACACUACCAGGACAACAACCACGGCAAACAGAGCAAUUCUUCUGCCUCGUCCUCUAAAUCUAGGAAACGAAAUUUGCAUGAUAUGGAAGGGAAAGAGGACGCACAGAAAGUUUUGAAGUGCAUGUUCUGUGGCCAUUCUUUUGACUCACUCCAGGAUUUGAGCGUCCAUAUGAUUAAAACUAAGCAUUACCAAAAAGUGCCUUUAAAAGAGCCAAUCCCGGUACUCACACCCAAAUUAUUGCCACCAGCAAAGAAACGGGCCUUUGAAACAGUGAGACCUUGCUCCCCUGACUCUACGACUGGUUUAUCGGGAUACACCGAGGCACAACGGGCUGCCGCCAUUUCAAAUGCCAACAAUAAUCGCUACGGCUAUCAGAACGGAGCGAGUUACACGUGGCAAUUUGAGACAUGCAAGUCUCAGAUUCUUAAAUGCAUGGAGUGUGGAAGCUCCCAUGACACCCUUCAGCAACUCACCACACAUAUGAUGGUCACUGGACACUUCAUCAAAGUCACAAACUCAGCUUCUAAGAAGGGUAAACAGUUAGCACUUGACCCCCUGGCCAUAGAAAAGAUGCAGGGAUUGGCUGAGCCUGCUGCAGGUGAGACUGAGGGAGAAAAGGUAUCUCCAAAAAAUUCUUCCCCCGGGAGCAUUGAGAAGGAUAGCCAGGGGGAAGGCACUUCAGACAAAAUGGAAGAAACCGAGGCUAAAGAUGACAAGCUAGAGAGUGAGGAUCAAAAGCCAGGCAAUGGGGCUUUUAAGUACCCUUAUCUCCGUGAGGAGGAUCUCGAACAAGACUCAGGUGGAGGAGGGGACAUUCUUAAAUCUUUAGCCAACACAGUGGCCUCUGCCAUCAAUAAAGCUCAAACAGGGACACCAAGCUGGAGUGCCUACCCGAGCAUUCACGCUGCCUAUCAGCUCUCUGGGAUCAUCAAAAGCUCCCCUCUCGCUGCAUCCCCCCCUGCUCAGCUAAAGCAGACAUUUAACCACAAGCUGAGACCGAUUGCCCCAAAGGGGAAGUUUUACCACGGUGCUGUGGGAGCCGAGACUCCCCAGGGACAGCAUCAAAAUGUGGACAUCAAAAAAGAAAAGGCUGGCAUUAGCGAUGGUAAAGAAAGUCAGAAUAUUAAGUUUGAUCUGGUGGAAAAUGAUGACAGCGAUUGUCAGGAUGAUUCCUCUUCCUCUUCAAAGCUUGAUGCAGACUGUAUGAAUGAAGGGAGUGAAGCGAUCAAAGGGAAGUUGAGCCCAGAUUUCUCUGACAGAGGCAAGACACCGAGCCCCUCUGCCAGCAAUGGACGCAGCACUACUUCAGAGUCUCUCAGUGACACUCCGGAUAUACUUGGCAUAAACCCUCUUAGUGCACUGCAGUCAGUGCUGAACAAUCAUCUGGGCAAAGCAAAUAAGCCCAGUAACUCAAGAGUAGAUAAACUAUCUUCUCACACCAAGUCCAUAUUUGCUGACAUUAACCGUGGCAGCCAAAAACCAGCUUUAAUGCUUGGAGAUCGUAUUAGAAAUAGGCCUAAAAAUUCCUUUCUGUAUGUUAGUGAUGACCAACCAAUAGACCUGACGAAAUCUAAACACAGCAAGUCAAGUUCCUCGCUACUACAGCCGUCCACCCCGAUGCCACAGAAAUAUGCUCUGUCUGACAUCGCCGAUAUGGUUAAAGUUCUUCCAAAAGCCACCACGCCAAAAGCCUCCAUCCCAUCAAGGAUCCCAACGAUGAAACUGGAAUCAGACGUCCGGCGGUUCGAGGACGUGUCUGCCGAUGUCUACUCUGUCCACAAGCGUAAAGGUAGACAGUCGAACUGGAAUCCUCGCCAUCUUCUCAUCCUGCAAGCUCAGUUUGCCUCCAGCCUCUUCCUGACAUCCGAGGGGAAGUACUUACUCUCAGACCUCGGCCCUCAGGAGCGGAUGCACAUCUCCAAGUUCACUGGAUUGUCCAUGACCACCAUAAGCCACUGGUUAGCAAAUGUAAAAUACCAAUUGCGGAAAACCGGAGGGACCAAAUUUCUCAAAAAUAUGGACACGGGCCACCCGAUCUUUUACUGCAAUGACUGCGCUUCCCAGUUUAGGUCACCAACCGCAUUCAUUUCCCAUCUGGAAUCCCAUCUCGGGUUCCAAAUCAAAGACAUGUGCAAAAUGCCGAUAGAGCACCAGACGAAGGUAGAGGAGCCAGAACUGUCGAAGGCCCUCAGUGUCAGAGCCACAGAGGCUCUAGUCACAGAGGAGGACAUUGACUCAAAGUUCAAAUGUAAGCUCUGCUGUCGGACAUUUGCGAGUAAUCAUGCAGUCAAACUCCAUUUGAGUAAAACUCACAGCAAAUCCCCUGACAACCAUUCACAGUAUGUGGAAAUGGACAGGGAGUAG
Messenger RNA from Scomber scombrus (Atlantic mackerel), 3339 nucleotides. Its product is annotated as teashirt homolog 2. Gene Ontology annotation, biological process: regulation of transcription by RNA polymerase II. The record is from RefSeq and is a predicted model, not a curated record. Lineage: Eukaryota; Metazoa; Chordata; Actinopteri; Scombriformes; Scombridae. Gene Ontology annotation, cellular component: nucleus. The transcript has 4 exons. Gene Ontology annotation, molecular function: DNA binding; DNA-binding transcription factor activity, RNA polymerase II-specific. Bases 1 to 3339 code for a protein of 1112 amino acids.